Molecule: messenger RNA, 4086 nt
Organism: Cucurbita pepo subsp. pepo (vegetable marrow)
Lineage: Eukaryota; Viridiplantae; Streptophyta; Magnoliopsida; Cucurbitales; Cucurbitaceae
Product: conserved oligomeric Golgi complex subunit 1
Biological process (GO): intra-Golgi vesicle-mediated transport
Cellular component (GO): COG complex; Golgi apparatus
Source: RefSeq, a predicted model, not a curated record
UUUCAUAUUUGACCCCAAAAUUCUCAAUCCGCCAUUGAUCACCAAAACCAGUAACACCGACGGUCUUCCUCACCGCAUUUGUCUAAAUCCCAUUCUGAAGCAAAAUCAAGGAGAUGGUGUUCUAAAUUGUAAUCGGAUUUCGUUCUUUGGACUAAUUUCCUUGCGAUUGAUUCAUGACAUUGGCAUCUUUGUAGUUGAAUCCGAUCCAUUUCAAUUCUGAAACAUCAGAAGUGGCAGCCAUGGGAGCACCUUCAGCUUCCUCCACCGACGGAGGAGGAGGUUACCGAGAUGCCGAAUCUCUCUUCCGUACCAAACCCAUUUCUGAAAUUCGCAAGGUGGAAUCCUCCACCCGUGCUCAGAUCCAGUCCAAGCAAGAGGAGCUUCGGCAACUCGUCGGUAACCGUUACCGAGAUCUGAUCGACUCUGCCGACUCCAUCGUUCUUAUGAAGUCUACUUCCAAUUCUAUUUCCUCUAAUCUCUCUUCAAUUCACCUUUCCAUUCGUUCCCUUUCGUCUUCUGAUUCGCUCACGCAUCUUCCUUCUCAUAAUCAUGUUCGUGUUACGCUUUAUGCCAUUGCUUCUCGGGUUAAGUAUCUUGUUGAUACCCCUGAGAAUAUUUGGGGUUGUCUCGAUGAGUCCAUGUUUCUCGAAGCUGCUGUUCGUCAUCUUCGAGCGAAGCAUGUACAGCAAGCUUUGACUACCCAUAAUGCCGAUUCGGAUCGUAAGUUUCUUUCAAAAUUUCCUCUGCUUCAGCAUCACUGGCAGAUAGUUGAGAGCUUCAAAUAUCAGAUUUCGCAGCGUAGUCGUGAGAGACUGCUCGAUCGUGGACUUGGGGUUGGAGCUUAUGCAGAUGCUUUGGCUGCUGUCGCCGUUAUUGAUGAACUUGAGCCGAAGCAAGUACUUAAUUUGUUUCUCGAAUCGAGAAAAUCUUGGAUUUCUCAAAAAUUAGGUACAUGUGGGAGCAAUGUAGCUUGCUCAAUUGUAGUAUCCGUGUUCUGCGAGGUUUUGGCUAUAAUUCAGGUCAGUAUAGGACAGGUGGGUGAGUUGUUCUUGCAAGUAUUGAAUGAUAUGCCAUUGUUUUACAAAGUUAUAUUGAGCUCUCCACCUGCAUCUCAAUUGUUCGGUGGAAUUCCCAACCCGGACGAAGAAGUUAGGCUCUGGAAGUUAUUUAGGGAUACAUUAGAGUCAGUCAUGGUCAUGCUUGAGAAAGAUUACAUUGCUAGGACUUGCUCAAGUUGGCUAAGAGAAUGUGGGAGAGAGAUUGUUAGCCAGAUCAAUGGAAGGUUUUUGAUUGAUGCCAUUGGAAGCGGCCAGGACCUUGCUUCUGCUGAGAAAUUAAUAAGAGAGACAAUGGAAAGUAAGGAAGUCUUGGAAGGAAGUUUGGAUUGGUUGAAAAGUGUUUUCGGGUCUGAAAUUGAGUUGCCGUGGAGUCGAAUGAGGGAACUUGUUUUGGAAGAUGACUCAGACCUCUGGGAUGACAUAUUUGAGGAUGCAUUUGCUCGCAGGAUGAAAGCUAUUAUCGACUCGAAAUUCAAAGAACUGAUUGAAGUAAUUAAUAUUGAAGAAUCGGUUCAUCUACCCGAGUUUGCUUUAAGUAGUAGUAUUAUGGAUUUCCAGGGAUACUUGAACAGGCCCUCUACAGGUGGUGGGGUUUGGUUUAUUGAAUUCAAUGCUAAGAAAGUCUGUCCAACUGUGGGAGCAAAAGCAUGUUUAGAAGAGAGUGAUUCUAAUAGUUGUAUCAAUGCAUAUUUCGGUCCAGAAGUCAGUCGUAUCAGAGAUGCAUUCGAGAACUGUUGUAAGAGUGUACUUGAGGAUCUUCUCAGUUUCAUAGAAUCUCCCAAGGCAUCAAUAAGGUUAAAAGAUUUGGCUCCUUAUCUACAGAGUAAGUGCUAUGAAAGCAUGUCAACCAUAUUGAUGGAGCUAGAAAAAGAGAUCGAUAAUCUAUAUAGUAACAUGGAAGGUAGUCGGACUGCUAAUCAGCCCGUUAGUCCUGCUCCACUUGUUGAGAGAUCACUUUUCGUUGGUCGACUCCUGUUUGCAUUUCAAAAUCACUUGAAGCACAUUAGUGUCAUCCUUGGGUCACCAAAAUUUUGGGUAAAUGACAUAUCAUCCUCGGUUUUUGAUAAGCAUUCUUCAUUACUGCGACCGUCGAAAGGUGCUCCUGAUUCUCCUUUAUACAUUAAUUCUCCAGGACGACAAAUGUCUACUGAUUCUAGAAGACAAACGUCACUAGCCGUAACUGCGCUGCUUGGAACUAAAGAAAGUGCAAGCCCAAAACUUGAAGAAUUGAAUAGAGUUAUUCAUGAUCUUUCUGUGAGGUCUCAUACCUUGUGGAUGCGAUGGUUAUGUAAUGAGCUUUCUGCCAUUCUCUCUAGAGAUCUUGCCCGAGAUGAUGCCCUACUGUCAGCAACGCCCUUGAGGGGCUGGGAAGAGACAGUAAUCAAGCAAGAACAAUCUGCUGAAGGCCAAUCAGAUAUGAAAAUUGCUCUUCCAUCAAUGCCUUCUCUUUAUAUAAUUUCAUUUCUAUUCCGUGCAUGUGAAGAAAUUCACAGGAUUGGAGGUCAUGUUCUUGACAAGACAAUUAUUCGAAAAUUUGCAACAACCCUGCUGGAAAAGGUUAUAGGUAUCUAUGGAGAUUUCAUUUCAUCUAUGGAAGUUGGCGGGCCUCAAGUGUCAGAAAAAGGAGUAUUGCAGGUCCUGUUGGAUAUAAGAUUCACUGCUGAUAUUUUAUGUGGGGCUCAUUCUAACAUGGGUGAAGAGUUGUCCAAAAACCCAAGGGCGAAGUAUGCCUUCAGAAGGAAGCAGGAUAUAAGCGAGGAAAAAUCAGUCGUUAGAGAGCGUGUGAAUGCAUUAACAGAUUGUCUUUCAAAAAAGCUUGAUCCAAUUGACUGGCAAACGUAUGAGCCAUAUCUCUGGGAAAAUGAAAGGCAGACAUACCUUCGACAUGCUGUCCUUUUUGGAUUCUUCGUGCAGCUCAAUAGGAUGUACACUGACACUGUUCAGAAAUUGCCAAGCAAUUCAGAGUCCAAUAUCAUGAGAUGCCUAACCGUUCCUCGUUUUAAAUACCUUCCCAUCAGUGCCCCAGUCUUGUCAUCAAAAGGAGGCAUGAAGGCGACUAUUUCUACACCUUCAGAUGACAUCUCCUCGAGAAACUCCUGGAAAGCUUAUACAAACGGAGAGCUUUCACAAAAAAUAGAUUUAAAUGAUAACUCCAGCUUCGGUGUAGCAGCACCGUUAUUUAAAUCUUUUAUGCAGGUUGGGAGCAGAUUUGGAGAGAGCACUCUAAAACUAGGAUCCAUGUUGACCGAUGGUCAAGUUGGCAUAUUUAAAGAUCGAUCAGCAGCUGCGAUGUCGACGUUUGGUGAUAUUCUACCCGCACAAGCUGCAGGUCUUCUUUCUUCCUUCACUGCUUCCAGAUCAGAUCCCUGAUGUUUUCUUCUAGAUACCUAAUUUUGAUCAGCACUGGGUUAUAAUAAUAACCACUAAAAAGUUAUGAACAUUCACAAGCAUCAAAGAAGAUACAUAUCAAUUCAAGUUUUGAAGGUGAACACCAUAAUCUGGACGACGAGUUGGAACUCUAGAGCAUAUAGAUCAGUUUUUCUUUCAAUGUUACGACACCAAACUGCGAUAGACCACCGACAGCGUCACGUUGAAGGCAGAACUAUACUAGGUAAUAUGUCGAGCGAGAUGCAAAUUACAGGUACCCAAGACUCCAGCAAUAUCUUCCAAGUUAGUUAUGUUUUCCCUACGUGCUUUCUUACAAAUAAGUGUACCAUAUGUAGUGUCGAUAAGAUUGAUUGGUCGUUUACGAACAAAUAUUGCCAAAGAUGAAUUAUAUGUGGGAUUAGAUUAGAGAAUAAUAUCCAUAGGAAGGGGGGGAGUACUUCAAAAAUUGUAUGUGCACAAAGGCAAUUGUUCGACUCUUACGUUUGGAUUCGAAGGUCGACGUUUUCGGACUGUGGCUUCUCCUUUGGUGUUUGGUUUUGUUUGCUUGGAUUCAUGGCAUUUGUAUAGGUAACAACCUACUAUUUUCUUUUGACCUCUCUCCUAGAGAAGAAUAUAUGUAGUAUUUUGUUUAUGCUUAUUA